Molecule: messenger RNA, 1109 nt
Organism: Tyto alba (common barn owl)
Lineage: Eukaryota; Metazoa; Chordata; Aves; Strigiformes; Tytonidae
Gene: CHMP1A
Product: charged multivesicular body protein 1A
Exons: 7
Coding region: 60-650 (196 amino acids)
Biological process (GO): endosome transport via multivesicular body sorting pathway; late endosome to vacuole transport; protein transport
Cellular component (GO): ESCRT III complex; multivesicular body
Source: RefSeq, a predicted model, not a curated record
AGCGGCGCGCGCAUCCCGGAAGUGGCGGCGGCGGAACCCGGAAGCGGCGGCGGGGCAGGAUGGACGACACGCUCUUCCAGCUGAAGUUCACGGCGAAGCAGCUGGAGAAGCUCGCUAAAAAAGCCGAGAAAGACUCCAAGGCCGAACAAGCCAAAGUCAAAAAGGCCCUUCAGCAGAAGAAUGUGGAGUGCGCCCGCGUUUACGCGGAGAAUGCCAUCCGCAAGAAGAACGAGGGCCUUAACUGGCUCCGCAUGUCUUCCCGGGUGGACGCGGUGGCCUCCAAGGUCCAGACAGCGGUGACGAUGAAGGGGGUGACGAAAAACAUGGCCCAGGUGACCAAGGCGCUGGACAAGGCUCUGAGCUCCAUGGACCUGCAGAAGGUGUCUGCGGUGAUGGAUAAAUUCGAGCAGCAGGUUCAGAAUUUGGAUGUUCAUACGUCGGUCAUGGAGGACUCCAUGAGCUCCGCUACCACGCUGACCACGCCGCAGGAGCAAGUGGACAGCCUCAUCGUCCAGAUCGCGGAGGAGAAUGGUCUGGAGAUCAUGGACCAGCUCAACCAGCUCCCCGAGGGGGCUUCGGCCGUGGGGGAGAGCUCGGUCCGUACCCAGGAAGACCAGCUGUCGCGGAGGUUGGCUGCCUUGAGGAAUUAAGGUCUCCCGUCGCCCCUGCGGACUGCUGCCCCGCGCUGGUGGUACGGCGUGUGGGGCGGAGGGGCCCGGGACUCCUGCCCCACAGCCUCUGCUACGUCCUUGCUCUGACCCACCGGCCGGGCGGAGUCGGCCGUCCCCUCCUCCAGCAGCACGCCCCCCGCCCUGCCUGCCUGCGUUUAGACUCUUCUUUUGGGGUGUGACGGUGACAAAUUUUCCCAGAGCAGGCAGCGAUCCUGGCAGAGGGGAGUGGGGGGGGGGGGGGGGGGGAGCCGUGCAGCGAUGGCCUCUCUCUCGGGCUCGAGGAACGCUUUGCUGGUUCUGAUUUCAGGGUGUUUUUCAUUUGGGAGUCGCUGCUGGUUUCUGGCAGCGUCCCACCAUCCAACGUCCCGCUCUCGAUUUAACACUAAAGGAAUCCUUUCGGGUUGUGGUGUCUUCCGGGGCGCUGCUCGCCCGACUCGC